CCCAAGCCUGCCAGAGCUCAGAAUAACCCAGAGAAGCAGACAGCAGGAUGACAGGGGCUCUGCUCGGUGCCCUACUGCUCUUGGGGCUCCUUGGCAGCAGUGAGGGGAAAAAUGAGGAGCUGAGUCUUUAUCACCAUCUCUUCGACAACUAUGACCCAGCAUGCCGGCCCGUGAGGGGGCCCGAGGACACUGUCACCAUCAGCCUCAAGGUCACCCUGACCAACCUUAUUUCACUGAACGAAAAGGAGGAGACCCUCACUACUAAUGUCUGGAUUGGAAUUGACUGGCAGGAUUACCGACUCAACUAUAGCAAGGAUGACUUUGGGGGCCUACAAACCCUGCGAGUCCCUUCUGACCAUGUAUGGCUACCAGAGAUUGUGCUAGAAAACAAUAUUGAUGGCCAGUUUGGCGUGGCCUACGAUGCCAAUGUGCUGAUCUACGAGGGCGGUUAUGUGACCUGGUUGCCCCCAGCCAUCUACCGCAGCACCUGCGCAGUGGAAGUCACCUAUUUCCCCUUCGACUGGCAGAACUGCUCACUCAUUUUCCGCUCUCAGACUUACAGUGCCAAAGAAGUGGAAUUCAUCUUUGCCGUGGAUGACAAUGGUGAAACCAUCAGCAAGAUCGAUAUCGACACUGAAGCCUUUACUGAGAACGGUGAGUGGGCCAUUGAUUUUUGCCCUGGGGUGAUCCGUUCCCAUGGUGGUGGCUCUGCUGACCACCAAGGAGAAACUGAUGUCAUCUACACACUCAUCAUCCGUCGGAAGCCACUCUUCUAUGUCAUUAACAUCAUUGUGCCUUGUGUGCUCAUUUCUGGCCUGGUGGUGCUGGCCUACUUCCUGCCAGCCCAGGCUGGUGGCCAGAAAUGCACCGUCUCUAUCAACGUCCUGCUGGCCCAGACCGUCUUCUUGUUCCUAAUUGCUCAGAAAAUCCCGGAGACAUCUCUGAGUGUACCGCUGCUGGGCAAGUACCUCAUUUUCGUCAUGGUGGUCGCCACCCUCAUUGUCAUGAAUUGCGUCAUUGUGCUCAAUGUGUCUCUGCGGACGCCCACCACUCAUGCCACGUCCCCGCGGCUACGCCAUGUUUUAUUGGAGCUGCUGCCGAGGGUCCUGGGCUCAGCACCGCCCCCCGAGGCUUCCCAAGCCGCUCCGUCCACUAGGCGGGCGUCCUCAGUGGGCAUACUUCUCCGAGCAGAGGAGCUGAUUCUGAAAAAGCCGCGGAGCGAGCUCGUGUUUGAGGGACAGAGGCACCGGCAUGGAACGUGGACCGCUGCUCUCUGCCAGAGCCUGAGCGCUGCAGCCCCCGAGAUCCGCUGCUGUGUGGAUGCUGUGAACUUCGUGGCCGAGAGCACGCGGGACCAAGAGACCAUCGGCGAGGAGGUGUCCGACUGGGUUCGCAUGGGAAAGGCCCUUGACAGCGUGUGUUUCUGGGCCGCUCUGGUGCUCUUCAGCGCAGGCUCCAGCCUCAUCUUCCUUGGGGGCUACUUCAACCAAGUGCCCGAUCUUCCCUACCCACCCUGUAUCCAACCUUGAACCUGUGCCUGCAGACCAACUUUCCCACCCACUUCCACAGGAAAUAGAUUUUUGAGAAACAAGCUGCUGGCACUAAUCAUGAUC
This is a messenger RNA of Octodon degus (degu), 1613 nucleotides long. It is a transcript of the gene Chrne, whose product is annotated as cholinergic receptor nicotinic epsilon subunit. The record is from RefSeq and is a predicted model, not a curated record. Gene Ontology annotation, biological process: chemical synaptic transmission; monoatomic ion transmembrane transport; regulation of membrane potential. NCBI's taxonomy places the organism in Eukaryota, Metazoa, Chordata, Mammalia, Rodentia, Octodontidae. Gene Ontology annotation, molecular function: transmembrane signaling receptor activity; acetylcholine-gated monoatomic cation-selective channel activity. Gene Ontology annotation, cellular component: synapse; postsynaptic membrane; neuron projection. Bases 48 to 1529 code for a protein of 493 amino acids. The transcript is spliced from 12 exons.